GGCUUCCUUUGUUCUGGUACUCGCUUGAGAGUCCUCUGUGUAUAAAGAUUCAGUAAGCGUUCCUAUGCUGGUCUGUUGGGACACACGCUGGAACUCCGAAUAUUUCAAGGAGCCGGCUGUAUAACUUAAUAUGGGUUUAGACAUGCUUAACCUCGAACAUGAGUACUCCUUCACGUUCGCAUACUCCGGAUGCCGCAGUAAAUUCAUCGGAAUGCCCUACGACAGGGAGUUCGAGACAAUGUGGCAGCAGAUCGGCGAAGAACUCCGCUCGAGACAUAAUCGAUUCGUGGGCAUGCCCUUCGACAGCGGAUUUGAACGGAUGUGGCGCCAAAUCAGAGAAGACUUAAAGCGGGACCAGGAGAUACUCGGCUUGGGGCUCGGCUUCCAGCGGAACUUAACCCUCUACGAAAAGGAGUAAGCGGAUGUCGGCCCUCAUGAGUCUUUUAUUGAACGCAGAUAAAAUAUAUUCAAUUUUAUUGAAA
Molecule: messenger RNA, 482 nt
Organism: Drosophila biarmipes
Lineage: Eukaryota; Metazoa; Arthropoda; Insecta; Diptera; Drosophilidae
Exons: 2
Coding region: 131-418 (95 amino acids)
Source: RefSeq, a predicted model, not a curated record